CGGGAAAAGAAGCAGAAGCACAUCCUCCUCCUCCUCAAUCAAACCCAAGGAUGGAUCGUGGGGAAGGGAGGUGAGGAGGGAGACGAAAUAGAUCGAUUGCUUUGAUAAGAUGGGGAGGGGGAAGGUGGAGCUGAAGAGGAUCGAGAACAAGGUCAACCGGCAGGUGAGCUUCGCGAAGCGCCGCAACGGGCUGCUGAAGAAGGCGUACGAGCUGUCGUUGCUGUGCGACGUCGAGGUGGCGCUCGUCAUCUUCUCCAGCCGCGGCCGCCUCUUCGAGUUCUGCAGCAGCUCCAGCGUACUCAAGACAAUUGAAAGGUAUCGAAGUUGCAGAUAUAAUGUGUCAGAACAUACACUAUCAUCAAAUGAGCCACAGAUGAGUUAUCAAGAAUAUCUUAAGCUGAAGGAAAGAGUCGAAUAUCUGCAACAUUCUCAAAACAAUCUCCUUGGCGAGGACUUAGGGCCAUUAAGUAUUCACGAUCUACAGCAACUUGAGAACCAAAUCGAGAUGUCUCUAAAGCAAAUCAGAUCAACAAAGAUGCAGGUUAUGUUUGAUCAGCUUUGCGAUCUUAACCACAAGGAACAAGCGUUGCAAGAAGCUAACACAAACCUAAGAAGUUGCAAGAAGCUGGUUCACCAAAUCUGCUCCAGUUGUCAUGGCCAAAUGGCGAUAGCAGUGCAGCUAAUGAGCCUCCUCAAGCAGCAGGAUUCUAUAAGUCCCAAGGAGAAGAACCACCCUUGCAAACUGGAUUCAAUCUAUCCUGCACAGCUCCUUGGAACAAUGAAGCCACAGAAGGCUAUGGAUUCAUCUCGAGAUGGAUUUGAAAAUUUAUCGUCUUUGACUUCAAAUCUUUCUUCUUCUUUUUAUUCUCGCAUAGAAGAAGAAUAAAAUGCGUCUUUAUUCUGAGUGUGGAUUCAUGCAGCGACUACAUAAUGCUGUGCUGCGAAUAAAUAUACACACAAGUUAAUAAGAUUUCGCAUGGCUAA
Molecule: messenger RNA, 984 nt
Organism: Musa acuminata subsp. malaccensis (wild Malaysian banana)
Lineage: Eukaryota; Viridiplantae; Streptophyta; Magnoliopsida; Zingiberales; Musaceae
Product: agamous-like MADS-box protein MADS2
Biological process (GO): positive regulation of transcription by RNA polymerase II
Cellular component (GO): nucleus
Molecular function (GO): protein dimerization activity; DNA-binding transcription factor activity, RNA polymerase II-specific; RNA polymerase II cis-regulatory region sequence-specific DNA binding
Source: RefSeq, a predicted model, not a curated record